Anthonomus grandis grandis is the source of this 1285-nucleotide messenger RNA. Its product is annotated as protein phosphatase 1 regulatory subunit 7-like. The transcript has 5 exons. Lineage: Eukaryota; Metazoa; Arthropoda; Insecta; Coleoptera; Curculionidae. The record is from RefSeq and is a predicted model, not a curated record. The coding region runs from base 151 to 1140 and encodes 329 amino acids. Gene Ontology annotation, molecular function: protein binding.
GGAUAAGUAUGUUUUUUAUGGGAUAAUUGCUGCUUCUGAUUGUUUAUUUUUCUUGAAAAUUGAUAUCAAGAAAUUUUUAAAUAUUAUCUAUUACAUUUAAUUUAUAAAAUUUACUUCAGUAACAUAAGGAUUGCGUAAUAAGCAGUAAUAAUGCCCCACUCAGAUAAAGAGCAAGAAGAACUGGAAGGUGAAGAACAAGAAUCUCCAAAUGUGGAUGCUUCAAAUCAUAACCAUGGUGGUGAUGGCGAGCGAACCAUAAAUGACAUAAUAAUAAUUGAUCCAGAAGCCCUGGAGUUGGAUUUAAACCAUGGUAGAAUAGGCAAAUUGCAAAACUUAGAACCACUGGUGCAAGUGGAACGGCUUUAUUUAAGGUGGAAUCUAAUCACAAAAAUUGAGAAUUUAAGCACUUUGACCACCCUGAAGGAACUUGAGUUGUAUGAUAAUCAGAUUACCAAGAUUGAGGGUUUGGAGAGCUUGGUGAAUUUAGAGAUUUUGGAUCUUUCUUUCAAUAGAAUCAAAGAAAUUGAGGGCUUAGAAUCCCUAACAAACUUAGAGAAACUAUUUCUCUCUUCAAAUAAAAUUAGUAAAAUCCAGAAUUUGGGUAAUUUGAAAAAGUUGACCUUAUUGGAGUUGGGAGACAACAAAAUCAGAGAAAUUGAAAAUUUAGAUGAUUUGGUGACACUCCAGUCAUUGUUUUUGGGAAAAAACAAAAUCACUGAAAUAAAAAACUUGCACUCGUUGGUAAAUUUAACCUGCUUGAGUCUCCAAAGCAAUCGUUUGACAAAAAUUGAAAAUUUGGACAAACUCGUAGAGUUGUCUGAAUUGUAUCUUUCAGAAAAUGCUAUAACAAAAAUUGAAAAUUUGUCUGAGCUUAAAAAGCUUGAAACCUUGGAUUUGGCUCAGAAUCAAAUUGGUGCCAUAGAAAACACCGAGGCUUUAGAGAAUUUACAGGAAUUUUGGUUGAACGACAACAAAGUAAGUGAUUGGAAUUCCGUCAAUAACCUCUCAGUCCACAAACAGCUAGUAACAGUUUACUUAGAGAGAAACCCCGUCGCUGAAGAUCCAAUGUAUAGAAGGAAACUUAAAAUGAUUGCCCCCUCUUUAAAACAAAUUGAUGCCACUCUAUGUCGUCAAGAAUAGUAAUUAAGCCUUAAAUGUAUUUUAUUAUUCAAUAAGUGUUGAUUCUUUUAGCAUGAAUAUCUUUUAAGAUCAUUUUUUUAAUGCAUUUUAUUAUAUUAUUAAUGUUGUUAUAACAUUCGUCGGUCAAUAUACUUAGUCUAAAUAG